Molecule: messenger RNA, 450 nt
Organism: Peronospora farinosa
Lineage: Eukaryota; Oomycota; Peronosporomycetes; Peronosporales; Peronosporaceae
Source: the annotation of a GenBank genome assembly
AUGGUCAACAAAAAACAAGCGAGUCAAAUCGCAUCAUCGGAUGCCAACAAGACAUCAGCUUCCAUGCCAGACAAAGCACGGGCUCCUUUGGCACACGACGCAUCGUACCAGAGACGUGCUCGACCCAGAAGUGCGCGAUUUGCCGCCAAGCAUUCGCCAUUCUGCAACCUGCUCACAGCUCACCAGCGACGACGCGCCUUUAGCGAAACGUCGGGUGAGUUCAACAAUCUGCUGGCCCUAGAGAGGAGUACGGCCAAAUCGGUCAAGGUGUUCCGUGUUGAAGUUCGAGGCAUUCUACAUGGCAUCUUCUUCGUCCUGUUGCUGCGCUUCCUGCUGGUGCUUUUGGCCGCUGUGGUAACGCUUGGUUUUGCCGUUGUGCUAAUCAUUAUGAUCAAGGAGCCGCACGUAUCGCUCACAAACUAUUUGAAUUCUAUUCGUGAAAGGCUUUGA